CUUAAAUAUUACAAUAGAAAAGUGCAAAAUUUAGUUAAGAGUUGUGAACUGUAAUAAAGAUGGAUGAUCAAAAUAACAUUGGAAUAGUGUAAUCCAGAGUGUUCUUUCCAUAAAUAAUCCUCAACAAAGCGCAUCAUGGGUGGUGAAGGUAAAGGUAAAGAUGGGAAAGGUAAAAAGGAGAAAGAGACCGGGACCGCAGCGUUCAUCAAGGAUUUCAUCGCCGGAGGAGUUUCGGCUGCGGUCUCGAAAACCGCCAUGGCUCCGAUCGAGAGGGUCAAGCUGCUGCUGCAGGUGCAGCAUAUCUCAAAGCAGAUUGCGGAGAAGGAUCGUUAUAAAGGUAUAAUGGACGCACUGGUCCGUAUCCCCAAAGAGCAAGGCCCCGCCGCCUUUUGGCGUGGGAACCUCGCCAACGUCAUUCGGUACUUCCCCACGCAGGCACUCAACUUCGCCUUCAAGGAUAAAUAUAAGAACCUGUUCUUGGCCGGUAUAGACAAGAACAAGAAUUUCUGGAAACAUUUUGCCGGAAACUUGGCUUCAGGAGGCGCUGCCGGCGCGACCUCUCUGUGCUUUGUGUACCCCCUGGAUUACGCUAGAACUAGGUUAGGAGCGGACAUUGGCAAAGGCAAAGAUAAGGAGUUCAACGGUCUCGUGGACUGUCUGAUGAAGACGAUGAAGUCUGACGGGCCGCUCGGUCUGUACAGAGGGUUCAUUGUCUCAGUGCAGGGUAUCAUCAUAUACAGAGCCGCGUACUUCGGGUUUUAUGACACGGCGCGCGGUCUUCUGCCCGACCCUAAGAACACGCCACUCCUUCUAUCCUGGUUCAUUGCUCAGACGGUGACAACGGUAGCCGGUAUCCUCUCGUACCCUCUGGACACGGUGCGUCGGCGCAUGAUGAUGCAGUCCGGCCGGCCGGUCCACGAACGAGUGUACAAGAGCACCGCCCACUGCUGGGCCGUCAUCCUCAAGACCGAGGGCCCCAAGGCCUUCUUCAAAGGCGCAUUCUCCAAUAUCCUCAGAGGCACGGGAGGCGCUUUGGUGCUCAUCCUUUAUGACGAAGUCAAGAAACUCCUGUAGAUCAUGCUCCUAGUCAAACCAGUUUUUUGUACCCAACUUUUUUUCUCUGACCUGAUUUUGGGUGUAAAAAUGACUGUAUAUACCACUAGUGUUCAAAUAUUUGCUUUGUUUUGAGCUAUUUAGGUACAGUCAACAAUUUGAAUAAUUCAUGGCUAUUUUCUUGUUAUGUAGAUAUUUAUAUUAAGCAACGCCAGUUCAAGAAGCAAUUGUGUAGCUGUGAAUUCAAAUUGGUCGAACGCAGGAUGUGGAGAAUUUUGUUUGUCCAAAAUUGUCAUUAAGGUCGCAACUGUCAAUAUUUAGAAAUUGUUAAGUUUUUUUUUAAUUAGCUUGAUGCGAUGGGGAUAUUUUAUAGGAAAGCUAGAAAUAACAAUGUUAAACAAUAUGUAAAACCAAAGCCUACAAAAAGAUCCAUUGACAAUCAUGAAGUGUAAGUGUGCCUUGUUGAUUUAGUGACAUCUUAACAGGUGUUGACUGACGUCGGAUAAUGCAUAUAUUAUAAUGUCCAUGUAUUUUAAAUGUGAAAGAAG
Messenger RNA from Leguminivora glycinivorella, 1601 nucleotides. RefSeq names its product ADP,ATP carrier protein 2-like. The record is from RefSeq and is a predicted model, not a curated record. Gene Ontology annotation, biological process: mitochondrial ATP transmembrane transport; mitochondrial ADP transmembrane transport. The transcript has 7 exons. Gene Ontology annotation, molecular function: ATP:ADP antiporter activity. The coding region runs from base 136 to 1074 and encodes 312 amino acids. Gene Ontology annotation, cellular component: mitochondrial inner membrane. NCBI's taxonomy places the organism in Eukaryota, Metazoa, Arthropoda, Insecta, Lepidoptera, Tortricidae.